Molecule: messenger RNA, 1722 nt
Organism: Canariomyces notabilis
Lineage: Eukaryota; Fungi; Ascomycota; Sordariomycetes; Sordariales; Chaetomiaceae
Product: cytochrome P450
Exons: 3
Coding region: 1-1722 (573 amino acids)
Molecular function (GO): oxidoreductase activity, acting on paired donors, with incorporation or reduction of molecular oxygen; monooxygenase activity; heme binding
Source: RefSeq, a predicted model, not a curated record
AUGGCCUGGCUCUACUCCGCUCUAAUAGCUGCACCACUUCUGCUCACGAGUGCAUUCGUGGUGCAAACAAUCACCGGUCUGCUCCGAAACUAUGCGGCGGCCCGCACCAUUGGCGUGCCUAUCCGCUUCAUCCCCAUCAGUCCGCUGAACCCGUUCUGGGUGCUCGUAGACCGCAAGGCGCUUUCAUUCCUUCGCCGCCUACCUUUUCUCCGAAACAGCAGCUUUGCGCGGUACAACUGGCGGGGGUGGGAGGUCGCUGACAGGUAUCGAUCCCAUCAAGAGAUAGGCGAUCUCUGGGUGUUGGUGACUCCGUUCAAGAACUGGAUCUACGUCAACGAUCCUGAAGCGUUGAACUCUAUUUUUCGUCGGGGGUCCGACUUUCCUCGGCCUGUCUUUGUCAAUGGUAUGUUUCAUGUUCGAACCAAAGCUGCAUUGAAGCCCCCCUCAAUCCUCGAGGUCUUUGGGCCAAAUAUUGCCACUGCAACUGGCGAGGCUUGGAAAACGCAGAGGAAAAUCGCCCUGCACUGUUUCAAUGAGCAGAACAACGAGAUCGUCUGGAAGGAGGCUCUCACCUUGGCUCGCGAUGUGCUCAGCUACUGGACCUCAAAGCCGUCGAUCAACACGGCCGCUGACGAUCUGCGGACUCUGUCCCUGCAUGUCCUGUCACGCGCUGGCUUCGGCAAGUCGUUCAAAUUCGAAAGCCAGGAGGAUCACCAGAGGGCCUCCGGUGACAAGGCCACCGCAUCAAGCAUGAACCACAAGAAAGCGCUGGAGACCAUACUGGAGAACUGUGUCCUGAUCCUCGCCUUGGGAACGAAAUUCAUUGCCAACCCCUGGCUGCCAAAGAAACUGCGCGACGUUUAUGCCGCAUACCUCGCCUUUCGCACCUACAUGACCGAAAUCUACGAAGAGGAAAAAGCCGCCUACGCCGCGGGCCGCGUGACCGACUCAAACCUAAUGCGGUCCAUGAUCCGCGCCUCGCAGGCCGAAGCCGUCGGGAUGACCGAGGCCGAGAUCUACGGCAACAUGUUCGUCUUCAACUUCGCCGGGCACGACACCGUCGCACACAGCUUCACCUUUUCCAUCUUCUUCCUCGCGGCGAACCCGGCUGUCCAAGACUGGCUGGCCGAGGAGGUCACCCGCGUGUUCGGGGACCGCCCGAUCGAAGCAUGGGAUUAUCGCGCCGACUUCCCACGCCUCAAGCGCUGCCUUGCCGUGCUCUACGAGACCCUUCGGCUGUACACCCCGGUUCCGGCCAUUAAGUGGACCGCGGACAAAGCGGUGCCGCUCGUCGUCGGCGGCAAGACGUACGUGCUCCCGCCAGACUGCAUGGUUGCCCCGAGCUACGGCUCCGUGCAGACGGAUCCGCGCUUUUGGGGGUCGGAUUCGCUGGAGUGGAAGCCCUCGCGGUUCAUCGUCAAGCGUAACGGCGGUGGUGACGACGGGGAGGAUUUCCGCGUGCCUGUGCGCGGCGCCUUCAUCGGCUGGUCCGACGGCGCACGCGACUGUCCCGGGCGUAAGUUCUCGCAGGUCGAGUUCGUCGCGGCCCUGGCUGUGCUUUUCCGAAGCGGCUGGCGCGUUGAGCCCGUUACAAAACCGGGCGAGACCAUCGAGGCCGCGCGCAGGCGGGUCCUUGAUCUCAUCGAGAAUGAUUCGGGCAGUGUUCUGUUGCUGCAGAUGUUGCAUCCGGAGCGGGCACCGUUGGUGUGGAAAAGGCAAUAA